Messenger RNA from Lodderomyces pseudojiufengensis, 4719 nucleotides. It is a transcript of the gene USO6, whose product is annotated as Uso6p. The transcript has a single exon. The record is from RefSeq and is a predicted model, not a curated record. NCBI's taxonomy places the organism in Eukaryota, Fungi, Ascomycota, Pichiomycetes, Serinales, Debaryomycetaceae. Bases 1 to 4719 code for a protein of 1572 amino acids.
AUGUCAGUCGCCAUAUAUGUCUCGAUAGUGGCGUCCUUUGCCGCCUUAGUGCUAUACAAAUUACAUGAAAGUAAAUCAAGUGAAUUGAAUGCAACAAAAUCACAACUCGAUAAAGAACUACAAACAAUUGGAAAAUCAUUAGAUGAUCAAAAAAAUUUAUUCAAUACAUUAUUGGAGAAUUCAAAGAGGGAGUUAGAAUUACAUCAAUCAAACAAUAGAAAACAAAAUGAAGACUUACAAUCCAAAUUAAACAAAUUGAAUGAGGAGCAUCAGGAAUUAAAGCAUAAAAAAGCAAAAGAUAAGUUGACGAUAAAUAAUUUGACAAAACAAGUUGAUGAAUCUGCACCACAAAUCAAGCAUUUAAAGAGUGAAUUACUUAGGUACGAAUCUAUAGAAAGAGAACUUGCCCAAAAAUAUACAUUUAAAUUAAAUUCAGAAAUUGAAAGAUUAGUUGUUGAAAAAGAUUUAAAAAUUGCUGAUUUACAACAAACUUUAUCAAAUAGUCAAAGAGAAUUUUCAAGACAACAACAAUUAAUUAAUGAAUCUGAUAAUAGAAGUGAUAAAGUCAUCAUCCAAUUGAGGGAAAUCAAUGUUGAUCAACAACAAAAAUAUGAUCAAUUAAAAGCUGAUCAUAAACUUCAAAUAUUACAAAAUAACAAAAAUGUUGAAAAAUAUGAUGACUUAAAAGGAUCUUAUGAUACUAUGCAUACUGAUUUAAUACAAGUUACAAAAGAUUUGGAUGAUUCAAAAAAAGUUGUAAUAGAUGUUCAAAAAAUUUGUGACAACUUAAGAAUUUCAGAAGAAACAUUAAAUAAGAAAUUAAAAGAUUCAAAUGGAAAAUUACAAGAUGCAUUAGAUAAAUUUGAAAAAUUGGAAAAACAAUCUAAUAAUAAAAGUUCAAAAAUAAAAGAUUUGAAAUUAAAAUUAAAAUUUUAUCAAGGAUUAUAUAAAGAAUUAGAAGAAUUUGUAAUGGAAUUAAAAACAAUUGAUCCAAAUUUUCCAAAAAUCGAUUUAUCAAGUAUUUAUAAUGAUAUUGAUUCAAUGUCAUCUGAUGAAGAAGAUACAUUGGAUGCAAAAUAUCAACCUAGUUUUAAAAUUGGUGAUGAAAAAGGUGAAGUCAAUCAAAAAGAAUAUGAUUUAUUGAACAAAACUAGUGAUAUUUUCUCAUCUGAACCAAUAUUAAGUGAAGUUAAAGAUUAUGUUCAAAUUUUAAAGACAAAAGUGGCUAGUAAAGAAUUAAGUGAGAAACAAAAGAGUGAAGAAAUUCAUGAACUUAAAACUCAAGUCGAGGAGUUACAGUCAAGACUUGAAAGUGAAGAUAAGAAUGGAGUCGACUCAAAAGUUGAGACAAGAAAUGAUUCAAAGGACUUAGUUAGCAAUAAAGAGGUUCUUUCUAAUAUUGAUGAGGGACUGAAGGAAAAAGUUCAAACAGAAAACAAUGGUGAGGCUAAAGAUGACUCAAAAGAUGAAACUAAAGACGAAGCUAAAGUUGAAUCUAAAGAUGAAGUUAAGGAAGAAACUACGGAUAAAACCAAAGAUGAUUUCAAAGAUGAAGCUAAAGAUGAAGCUAAAGAUGAAGUUAAAGAUGAAUCUAAAGGUGGAGCCAAAGAUGAUUCCAAAGAUGAAGUUAAAGAUGGCGAUAAAGCUAGAGCCGAGCAUACAUCCGAUAAUUCUAAAGAUGAAGUUAAGAACGACGUUAAAGGCGAAGCUAAAGAAGAACCUAAAGUUGAAGUUAACGAUCAGGCUAAAGAUGAAAUUAAAGAUGAUUCUAAAGAUGCAUCAAAAGACAAGGUUAAAGAUGAAACCAAAGACGAAUCCAAAGAUGAAAUCAAGGAUAGUAAAGCUGAGUCCAAAGACGAAGGUACACUUGAAAAUAAUGCUGAUGAUAAAGAAGAAGGUAAAGAUGAAAAUGAAGUUGACUCCAGAGAUGGAGAUAAAGAUGCCAAAGUUGAAGUCAAAGACGAUGCUAAGAACGAAGCCAAGAACGGGUCUAAGGGUGAAACUAAAGGUGAAUCCAAAAAUAAGGAUGCUUCUAAAUCUGAAUCUGAAUCUAAUAAAAAAUGUUUAGUUUCUCCUGGUGCAUCAGAUACUAAGGAAUUUAAACCAAGUCAGACCUCCACCGAAAAUGAAGUGAUACCGUCUACACCCAAACAAGAUGAAAGUCAAGUUCCUUCAGAGCAACCAAAAGAGAGUGACAUAGAUAGUGAUGAGGAAUAUAGAUCCAAAGUUCCAAUUUUUAGAACCAUUACACCUGAAAAAGAUCAACUGCCGGAUCCAUCACAAGAUAAGUCUCAAGAAGAACCAGAUACGAAAAGAAAUGAUGAUUCAAAUGUUGAAUAUACUCCAGAAGAAAGAAAUUCUACAAUUCCUCAGAUAGAUAAAAUAUUACAGGGACAGAUACAAGAAGAAAACAAGGAAGCUGAAGAUCCUCUCAAGUCGGAAGAUAAGUCUGAAACCAAUGAUAAAGAUAACGAAGGAAAAGCCAAUGAAAAUGUUAAUGAUGAAAACGUUGCGGAAUAUACUCAAGAAGAAGAAAAUUCAACUUUACCUGAAAUUGACAGAAAAUUAAAGGAACAAUUUGAGCAAGAUCAAAAGGAUGAAAGAGAAAAUAAAGAUAAGGACAGUGAUAAGAAUGAAUCACAAGAGAAAAAAGCAACUACUACCACUCCAGGAGAAAAUCAAGAACAUGGUUUAAAUAAAGAUUAUGAUCUUACGGCUGCUGAAAAAGACAAAAAGAAUGAAAAACCUUCAAAUGAAAUAGAAGAAACUCCCGACGAAUCAAAAGCUGUAGUACCAGCAAAAGAUUCAUCAAAGGAUGAAACAAAAGAUUUUAAACCUAGAGGAAGUGGUGUUGAUCCAUUAGAUGCAAGCCCUGAACCAGAAUUAACACCAAAACUUGUCAGUACAAAUGAAUCUACCGAUGAUAAAGAAGAUGACAAGCCCAUAGAUCGUAAACAUAAAAUAUCAGAAGCAAAAGCUAAUGAAAGUAAAGAAAAAUUAAAUGAUGUUUAUAGGAAAAUGUCAACUUCAAGAGAUCAACGUAUAUCAGAACAAGUGGAUGAUAAUGACAAAGAAGAACCUGAUAAAGAUACAGCAGAUUCAGAAAAUUUAGAGAAUAGUAAAAAUUCAAAAGAGCAAGAGAAAGAACCUGUUUUAAACAAAGAUGAGGCAAAUGCUCCAAAAGAAGACGAAGUUGAUAAAUCUGAAAAGAAGAAUAUUAGUGAGUUGAAAGAUGGUGAUAAAGAAAAAUCAUCAGCUAAAACAAUGGGUGGAAUUGUAAGUGAGCCUAAGAAGUUAAAUGAAAAUGACAAACCAACUGAGUUUAGUGAUAAUGAGGAUAGUCAAACUUCAAAAGUGACAGAAAACAUCAGUGACAAAGCACCGAAAGAAGAUGAAGUUGAUGGUCAAAACACUAAAAAAGUUGAUGAUUAUAAAGAUGAUGAUAAAGAAAAGACAUCUGCUAAAAUAAUGGGAGGAAUAGUUAAUGAUCCUAAAACAUCUGAUAAAGAAAGCGAAGAAGUAAAAAAACCAGAUGAAAAAGAAAAUGAAGAUCCCAAAAAUGAAAAAACUUCAAAAGACAAAGAAAUAUUUAUCAGACCACAAUCAGGAUCAGAUUAUAAUAAAGCGAUAGAGGAAGAAGAAUCCAAAUCAGAUAAAAAAGAACCACCAAAAGUUUUAGGUGGAAUUAUAAAAGAAUCUAGAAAGCUAAGUAUAAAUAGUGAUCCAAAUUUAAAAAAAUUAAGUAUUGAUUUAACUCCAAAUUUAAAAAAUGAAGAUGGUAGUAAUAAAGUUGUUGGUGGAUUAAUUACUAAUGAUAAGAAAGGUAAAGAAAAGGAUGAUGUUGAUACAAAUCCAAAUGAGGCUGAUAAGGUAAAAGAACAAUCUGAAAAUGAAACAAAGCCUACUGAUAAGGAUGGUAAAAAUGAUGAAUUGAAGAGUACGCUGGAUGAAAAAUCAGGAGAUAAAGCAAUAUUGGAGGAUAAAGAGGAAUCGAAGGAUACAUCAAAAGAUGAUACAAAAGAUAAAGAUGCAUCAAAAGAUCAUACAAAUGAUGAACUGAAAGGUACAUCAAAAAAUCCUACGAAAGAAGAAUCAAAAGAUCUUACACAAGAAGAACUGAAAGAUAUAUCAAAAAAUAAUACAAACGAUGAAAUGAAAGAUCCAGCUAAAGUUACAUCAAAAGAUACUUCAAAAGAUACAUCAAAAGAUGCACCAAAAGAUACAUCAAAAGAUACAGUCGAGGAUAAUUCAACAAAAGUGCUACAAAAUGAGUCAAAUUCUUCCCAAGUUGAAGAAUCAUCAAAUAAACCAUCAAGUACCGAAGGUGCUAAAGAUGAAACAAAAAAAGAAUCUGAAAAACAAACAAAGAAGGCAUCUGAAGAUAAAACUAAUGAAAUUUCAGGUCCGAAAGAAGACGUUAAAGAUAAAAAGGAUAAAACUGACGACGUUAAAGUACAAGAUCAAAAGGAUAAAACUGAGGAUGCUAAAGUCCAAGAACAAAAGGAUGAAGAUGAAAGUGAUGAUGAUGAUGUAGAUGGAGAAGAUGAUGAUGAUGAUAAUGAUGAUUCAAAAAUUAUUGAAGAUUCAACCUCAAGUACAACUAAUAGUCCAACUAAAAGUACAUCUAAUAGUACACAAUCAUCACCUAAAAAGAAUAAUAAGAAAAAUAAUAAUAAUAAAAAGAAUAAAAAAGGUAAAAAAAAGAAAGGUAAAAAAUAG